ACCUUAAAGUAAUAAAUGUGAAGCGCAAUAAGUGACCCUCCUGUGAUCGCCGCAGGAUCGGAUGCUGCCUCCAUUCCCAUCCCUUCAUCAUGCUGCCUGGCACGGCUCAGUCUGGCUGAGAUGCUGCAAAGCGGGCAGGUUUAUGAACGCUCCUCAGUGUGAGGCUGCGUCCAUCGGUCAGCCAGCGGUGACUCAUUGCGCACGGUCAGUCGGUCGACUGGAGGCUUGGAUUUGGCGCUGCUCGGCCGUGGGAGAUCGAUACCUCUGAGAUUCAUUUUCUGGUGGAAGGCGUGGCUUGGUGUCACCGACACUGGGGUGAAUUUUCCAUAUUCAUUCUUCAUCUCACGAACAGAAGCGCGCAAACGGCACCCGAUUAGACGGGACAUCAAGGUUGCUGCAUAAAGGGUUCUGAUUGCCUGUCUAUCUUUGGGAAUACAACAAUAUUUGAAAAUUCAAACGGUGAAUUCAACAUGGGAACUAACCCAAAAAGGACAGUGACAGUCCAGAUGGUGCCUCAGCUGGCUGUGGCAGACCCUAUGGCCAAUAAGGAGUCUAAUGCCAACUGGGAUAUCGAGCCACACCUGAAACUCUCUCAGGUUUGUCCAAACGCCCCCCUCACCUCCCCCAACCUGCAGGAUAACCUGCCUACGUCAGGCGCUGCUGCCAACACUGUCCUACGUGUCCAUAAAUCCUCAUCAAAGGGAGGUGAAGCAGUUAGCAGCGUAGUGGCAGACACGCCAGCAGGGGGCAACGGGAAGCAGACACAAUCUGAACCUGGUACAGCUGGUGAGCAGCACCCAGCUAACCUGUUGCUAACAGGCCAACCUGGGAGUGAGACAAAAAGUGAUGACAGGGACUCUAAUGCUAACAUAAAAACAUCUAAUGGAAAAGAUACGUGUGCGGCCGGGUUACCGACUGCAGCCCCAGUGUCCAAGGUCGACGUGCGCAGCUACGACUCCAGUAUAAAAGGGACGAGUUCUUCGGAGACAGCGUCUGUGCAGCCCGCAUCUUCAACCAAACCCAAAGCACAAAAGAGCAGCAAUAAAAAUAAAAAUCCCUGCAACACCAGUGAAUUAGGAAAUUCAGCAUCUGCAUCCCAACAGGAUAUUCAGGCUUCCCAUAACAAAUCUACUGCAGUAUUACAGAAGACGCAAAAGCCAGAUAAUUCACAAAAAAGCUCAUCGAGCUCUCUAACUGCAAAACCUGAAAACAGGUUGGAAACUGUAGCCCCCCUUACCUCCACUAAACUUCCACCACCAAGUAAAGGAGCAGAAAUCACCACUACAGUUGAAAAUACAUGUUCAUCACAUUCAGAGAGGGAUUUCCGAGUAGUAAUGGCAGCACAGGUCUCCUCCAAUAAACAUCACCCUGCACCUACAGAGAAGGAUUCAUCCAGUGUGCCCCAAGCAGCAAAAAACAAGCCAACGUGUGGGCAGGUGUCUGAGGAAACCUGCCAGAUUGACACAGCUGUCUGCGCAGGACAGCAGCACAGCACACACUAUAAGGAGGCUUCCACAAUGACCUCAUUUGUGCCGCCAGCCAAACAGUGUCAUGAUAUGGAGGUCCAGGCCGUAGCAAACACAUCCAGUAAAGCUGUGGGUACGAGUCCGAGUCUGUUGCGCUUUACUUCCACUCGCAGGCUAAGCAGCGGUGUUGGUGUCACGAGGGAAGAGGCGCAGAGUCUAGAUGUUGUGUUCCCAGUUCAUGAAGGCGUGGGUCCCUAUCAGAUCUACACAACUUCCCUGUCCGCCAUAGAGAGACUCACUGUAGAGGCAGAGAUGUGCCCCAAUCAGGCUGCAGGUCUAAGCUCCACAACUGUGUCCCAGCAGCUUGACUCCAGGUUAGGAGCCAAGCCCAAGGAACCUGGAUCUGCUCUGAGCAGUAUUCAGCCAGUUUAUCAAAUCAACAUUGAACACAGCAACCACAAGAAGGACACAGUGACAAGCGGGGUUGAAAUAUCUUCAACUGCUAAAGCUUCCUCUCUGAAAGCAGGCGCAUCCCCAGAGACAGACGGUGCUUAUGCUGACAGAAACAAUGCGCUUUCUCAGGGUCUGCCAGCAACCACAAUGACAGCAAAAACAGCAGCAAAGUCAAAAACAAAUUCAGCUGAGCAGGAGAUAAAGCCAGAAAACAAUGAAGAGCAGGACGAUCAGACGCAGAAGGAUAAAAGCGUCCAUGAUGUCAUCUGGGACGAACAAGGGAUGACGUGGGAGGUCUACGGAGCCUCUGUGGACCCGGAAUCGCUUGGUUUUGCCAUUCAGAGCCACCUGCAGUGUAAAAUCAGGGAGCAGGAGAAGAAGCUGAUUGCCCAGACUUCCUUCCGAAAGUCCAUCUCCGGUGUUGAUUCACCACAACGUGGGGAAAAGAACAAAAGGAGGCAGCAGAACAUUUUCAGGUCAAUGCUGCAAAAUGUCAGGAGGCCCAACUGCUGUGUGCAUCCCCCUCCCUCCUCUGUUCUUGACUAGCCCUGCACCAUGGUGGCCAGCAUGAGAUUCCUCUGUUUUCCUGGAGGUCACAGUGUUUGUCCUCCCUCUGUCAGGACUGAGAUGCCAAGUGAAACAUUAACGGGACACCGAUCCUUAUAUGUGAGUAUACUGGAAUGUUGUAGCAUAAGAGUCCAAAUAUUUGUGACGUUUGUGAACUGAUAAAGUAGGAUAUAGAAGCAUAAAAUAAACAAUUAUUUUAUAGAAAUAGAAUGUAAUAAAAAGAGAGAAAACACUUUUUAAAAAUUAUAGUUAAAGGCAUGUAUCUUAGCUUCAAAUGCUUUAUGGCUUACAGUUCACACCAAUCAUAAGGUACGACCUAUUGUCACAUUUCAUUUGUGCAAAUAUAUUGAGCUGAUAUCUCCUGUGUUGGAUUUGGUAAAUGUUUUCAAGGUGUUUGGGAGAUUUUUGUGUCAUGCGUUCAUGUAUUUUUCACCUGUGUGGUGGCAAAAAAGGGAAGCACUGUAUACAACCAUAAAUGUUAUGUUUAUUCUCUGUUAUUCCUUGGAUUUCUAUUAAAAUAAUCUAAAACUA
Molecule: messenger RNA, 3017 nt
Organism: Girardinichthys multiradiatus
Lineage: Eukaryota; Metazoa; Chordata; Actinopteri; Cyprinodontiformes; Goodeidae
Gene: gprin3b
Product: GPRIN family member 3b
Exons: 2
Coding region: 471-2465 (664 amino acids)
Biological process (GO): neuron projection development
Cellular component (GO): plasma membrane
Source: RefSeq, a predicted model, not a curated record